Molecule: messenger RNA, 2094 nt
Organism: Rotaria socialis
Lineage: Eukaryota; Metazoa; Rotifera; Eurotatoria; Philodinida; Philodinidae
Source: the annotation of a GenBank genome assembly
AUGACAAACACCAACGAGAGAUUUUUCAAUCUUCUUAAUAUUUUAUCGUUUAGAGCAGCACGACUAAUUGUUACAUUUGAACAAUGCAUGCCUGCUUGUUUAGUACCCAGAAAAACAUCGUUUUUAAUGAAGGAACGAAAUGAAUUUGCUCGUGCAUUAAUACAACAAGAGCUUGGAGAAUCUUAUUCAUCAGAACAAAUUCUACAUUGUCGCAAUAUCAUCAAUGCUAAUGAUAUUAGCAAAAUAGAAAUGGGUGUUUGCAUUGACUUAGAAGAUGCAAUCAAUCGGUUUAAACUCAUCCAUCCUACUCAUCCAUACAUACAAGAUCUAAAUACUCUAUCUCUUGUUCCAUUUCGAACACAAUGCAACAAUUUUCGAGAUGGCAUUGAAUGUGGUGAUCAACUUCGACUAGAUUUUCAUAUGACUGCCUUCAUCAUUUACCCUACCUCAAUUCGUUCCUGCACAAUGUAUAGUGCUAAUUGCAAAAAAUGUCAACUCAGUUAUCGAGUUUCAUCUAUUUAUUGCAUGAACGAACAAAAAAUUAUUGUAACACCAGAAGCAAUAGAAAAAAAACAAUAUUUCCAUUUGUCAUCUGGGAAAUUAGUGUAUUCUCGUGAAUUACUUGUUUCAGUUUCUUCUGAUCUUGUUAAUGGCCAUAUCAGUUUUAAUGGUGCUGGUACAUCAUUAUUGUCUAAAGUGACUCGUAUUCAUCCUGAAUUUGAUAAAAAAUUUGAUCCAGCAGAAUUUACUCGUUCGUUAGAAGCUCAUUGGCUUUAUUUCGAAUUGUUCAAUUUGAUUUUCAUGACUAGUGCAGAAAAAAAAGUUGUUAUUCCAAGAGCGCUCUUCUCUGCACGAAAUAUUGUUAAAGGUGGUGGUAUGAUUAAUGCAAAAGCACAAUUCCUUGAAGAACAUUUAAAUUGGAUAUACAAUCUUUUUAGCAUCUUCUGGUCUCAUCACAAACUUAUUCCUGAUUGUCAAUGUGAUAGUUCAGCUUGCUCUCGUGUAUUAAUUCUAGAUGGACAUCAGAAACCUCGAAGAACUGUUUGCAGUUUUGAUAAUGUCACGUCUCUCAUGAAUGAAGAUGAAUUAGGAGUAUGUAAUCGAGGUUGUCCAUAUCAGCCACAAAAAAGAAAAAAAGAUGAAAAAAGAAAAAAUAAAACUUCACCAUAUUAUUGUUUUUACCAUCAAAAUUUGAGUGAAUCAGUAUCGGCAAAUGUAGUGGAAGAUCGUCAACGUGAUCAAGCGUGGGAAGAUGAUUUAAAAUUAUUAGAAAAAGAUGAUUUAACACAUGACUAUGAAACAUGUAACGUAGUAAGAUCACAGGAAGAUGAAGAACUAGAAAAUAAACGUAAAAGCAUGGGUUUUCUGGCUUCAUUUUUAUCGUGCGGUAUCGUAAUAGGAUUCACUGAAUCAAUCAAUCAUGAAGGAGCACGAAAAGUGACAGACCACUUAUUAACUAUGAUUAAAAUGGGAAGUAAAAUACCUGACGCAAUGAUAUAUGAUUCAGCUUGCACUUUGAAACUGUUUUGGACCAAAAACUAUCGUAAUAUACAUUUAAAAGAAACUGCUGCAAGCAAAAUACUAUUCGAAAUGCGAAUAGCAGUUGACAGGUUUCACCAUAAAAACCAUGUACAUAGCAUGUGCAAGACAAUUACAAAUCCAGAUUGUACAACAAAUGGAAAUUAUGAGGCUUAUCAAGGUAUAAACACUGGUAUAGCCGAACAAUCCUUUCGCUAUUUAAGUGAAUUUAAACUUUCUUUACGUCGUUUGGCAUAUCCUACUUCAACAAUAUUUAGUAUUUUACUUCUACAUCUUUGGAAUUGUCGGCGUGUUCAAAUUUCACCCGACUGCUUCGGUUUAGCCAUGAAAUAUAUACCUGAUAAAAUUAAACCUCUAUUCCGUACUUAUUGCAUUUUUGAAACUGCUCAAUUAAGUAGUAACAAGAUUCUUACAGACUCUAUGGAUUUAACUCAGGAUGAAGAACAAAAUGAUGAGAUCGUUGAAAUGACAUUAGGUGUUGAUCAUCUUGAACAAUUAGAUUAUGAUUGUUGUGUGAACUUGGAAGAAUAUGCGUGGGAUUCCGAUCAAGAAUAG